AUGUCUACUCAGGAGACCGCAAAUACUCUAUACCUGGAGGUUGAUGACACCAAGUACGCCUACCGCGUUAUUGGAAAUGCGAGCGACGAUUCUCCACCUCUUCUUAUGCAUAAUCACGUUCGAUCUACCAUCGACACCUGGGAUCCUUUUGUCAUCAACAACUUGACCGCUACCGGCCGUCAACUCAUCACGGCUUUUGCUCUAAACCUCUUGGCCUUUCUCGGGGUCCUCUUACCAACCAUGAACAUCCAUCAGGUCGACGUUCUUGGUUUCUCCAUGGGACGCUACAUCGCUCAGCAGGUGGCCUUCGAUGCUCCUGAUGUUGUACGCAAACUGGUUCUUGCAGGCACCGGUCCUAGUUUUGGUCCCGACCUCGAGCGCCCCAUGAACGAAGUCCGGUCAACAGUCUUUAACCCAACUCCCGGAAUACCUACUAUCGAGGCCUUCUUCCCCUCCUUCACCACCGGAGAGCAAGGCUUGUACUCAUGGCAUCGAUGGAUUAUGUGA
Aspergillus bombycis is the source of this 507-nucleotide messenger RNA. Its product is annotated as alpha/beta fold hydrolase. The record is from RefSeq and is a predicted model, not a curated record. NCBI's taxonomy places the organism in Eukaryota, Fungi, Ascomycota, Eurotiomycetes, Eurotiales, Aspergillaceae. The transcript has 2 exons. Bases 1 to 507 code for a protein of 168 amino acids.